AGGAAGAGCUUUCUGUUUGCUGACGUUGUUGGUGCGACGAUGGCUUCCACAGAUCAGCCUGUGCUGGAGCUAACAGAUAAGGAAACCCGUGAAAAGCUGUCGCUGUGGGAUCGUCGAGGUGAAGCCACCGCGCCUCUGACGGAGAAACAGACCGACUCCGUGUUGGAGAUCCGAGCGGCAGCUGAGAGUGUGUCCGUGCCCGCCGAGUUGCCCAUUGAGGACUUGUGCAGCCUUUCAUCACGUUCCUUGCAGUCUCCAUUCACAACAACUGUACCUGCCUCAGUGGAGGACAUCCUGCUCAAGGGUUUCCAGAUGCUUGAUAUGGAGAAUGACAGGAUAGAAACUGCACAACAGUUUUUUGCCUGGUUUGCCAAGUUACAGACAAACAUGGACCAGGAGGAGUCUGCAAACUACAGAAAAACCAGAGAACAUCUAAAUUGCUACCAGGAGCAAUGUGAUGCUAUUUUGAACGAUGUCAAUGCAGCUCUCAAGCACUUAAACUCUCUUCAGAAACAAUACUUGUUUGUGUCCAAUAAGACGGGCACUUUGCAUGAAGCCUGUGAACAACUGCUAAAAGAACAGUCAGAGCUUGUUGAUCUGGCAGAAAGCAUACAACAGAAGCUGUCAUAUUUUAACGAGUUGGAGAACAUAAAUACGAAACUGAACUCACCAACCUUAUCUGUAAAUAGUGAAGGCUUUAUACCAAUGCUGUCAAAAUUGGAUGAUUGCGUUGAAUAUGUUUCUUCAUAUCCUAAUUUCAAAGACUAUCCAGUUUAUCAGGCCAAGUUUAAGCAGUGUCUUUCUAAAGCUAUGCACUUCAUGAAGAUCCAUAUUGUAAAAACUAUGCAGAAUCUCACAAGCCAGUUAACCAAAAGGGAUGCGCUGGGCUUGGCCUUGGCAGACAAUGCCUUCACGCUUUACUAUGUUAAGUUUAGAGCAGCUGCACCAAAAGUUAGAUCGCUAAUUGAACAGAUAGAACAACGGACACAGAAGAUUCCAGAAUACCAGCAGCUCUUAGAAGAAGUCCAUCAGUGCUACCUGGAUCAGAGGGAGCAGCUCCUUAGCCCCAGCAUCACCUCCACCAUCACUGAUCUGACCAACCAAAACAUCAAAGACCACUGUGCUCUGGUUCGCAGUGGCUGUGCGUUCAUGGUACAUGUCUGCCAAGAUGAACACCAGCUCUACAACGAAUUCUUCUCCAAACCAACGCCCAAGCUAGAUCUGUUGCUAGAGAAGUUGUGUUUGUCCCUGUAUGAUGUUCUUCGGCCUCUAAUCAUCCACAUUAUUCAUCUGGAAACGCUGUCCGAGCUCUGUGGCAUCCUCAAGAAUGAGAUGUUGGAAGACCAUGUUCAUAAUAAUGCUGCUCAGUUGGGAGCGUUUGAUGCAGUAGUGAAGCAGAUGCUGGAGGAUGUUCAGGAGAGGCUGGUCUACAGGACUCACAUUUACAUAAAGACUGAUAUCAUGGGCUACAACCCAGCUCCAGGUGACCUGGCCUACCCCGACAAACUGGAAAUGAUGGAGAGGAUUGCUCAUAGCUUGAAGGAGGAACAGAUGAAGCAUAUGUCACAGGAGUUUUCUGAUGUGCAGCUUGAGGAUUCUGAAGGGAGAAGAAACAGCAACAUCGGGAACAUGGAAGCUUCACGCCUGCAGACCACCAUCUCGCCUGCUGAUCUACAUGGCAUGUGGUACCCGACUGUCAGGCGAACUCUAGUUUGUUUGUCCAAGCUCUACCGAUGUAUAGAUAGAGCAGUCUUCCAAGGUUUAUCCCAAGAAGCCUUAUCUGCCUGCAUGCAGUCCCUGCUUAAAGCUUCUGAUAUCAUCCUUAAAAACAAGACACAAAUAGAUGGGCAGCUUUUCCUGAUCAAGCACCUGCUGAUAAUGCGCGAACAGAUUGCUCCAUUUCAUACCGACUUUGCCAUCAAGGAAAUCUCACUGGACCUGAAGAAAACUCGAGAUGCUGCCUUCAAAAUCCUGAAUCCGAAGGCUGUCCCCAAAUUCUUCCGACUUAACAGCCACAAUGCCAUACUUGAAUUCCUGCUGGAGGGAACGCCGGAGAUCAAGGAGCACUACAUUGACUCUAAGAAGGAUGUGGACCGACACCUGAAGUUCAGCUGUGAGCAGUUCAUCCAGCAGCAGACUCAGAUCUUUGUGGGGAGCCUUGAGGAGUUUCUCACCAAGGUAACUGCUCUUAAAACAAUGCCUGUCCAAGGUGGCCCCACAUACAGUCUGUCUCAGCAACCUUGGACUCAGCCAGCGAAGAUCAACGAUAUAGUGAUGGCUGCCUACCGGGUGAUGAAGAGCAAGCUGCCAAGCACUUUACAGAGCAUGUCCUUGUACUUGGCCAAUAAAGACACAGAAUUCAUUCUUUUCAAACCUGUCCGGAAUAACAUACAGCAGGUUUUUCAAAGACUACAUGCCUUACUUCAGGAGGAGUACAGCGGAGAAGACCUUCAAAUCAUCGCAUGUCCAUCUAUGGAGCAGGUCAACUUACUGCUGUCUGCGAAUAAGUAAUAUUCAAAGGUGACACAAGAGGAGCAACCAAGGCCCUUAGGAGAGCAAACGUGAUGCUUCAACUCCAUCUGAAGUCGAGCAAGCAAGAUGACCAGAGAAAUGAACCGGCAGGCAAAAACAAAAAAAAUUCCCAAAAUCCUAACACAAGUCCCCAUGGUCCCUUAGAGAUACUCAAAUCACUGAGUCAGUCAGUACCCAGUUUGAUCAAUUUGUUUGCCUAAAAUUGAAGGCGGCAUUUUGGUUGGGCUUGUUUUCAUGUGGGAGAAAUCAAUUUGAGCACCGGUGGAAUUUGGACCACAGUUUAAUGUGGAACGCAACAGUAGUGUGAAUGAAAAAGGUUUUGUGCGCCACGGGAGAAUCACGUGGGAGUGUUUAGACGAGGACACUCUGAGCUAUCAAAUCAAGGCACUAAAGGCUCGUUCAUCAGCCAGCUAACUAAUGGCCAGUAAGGGGGCCGCGCACAGACGCUAAGAGCUUCUACGUUAGUGGGAUAUUAAUAGAAAAUGCUGCACACUAUUUUAUUUUACUUUUAAGACUUUGAAGAAUUCUCUAGGACUCGAUGGUGGAUCUAUGUUCUAAGACUCUGAGGUCCAACAGGGUUUUUAUCAUAAAAUCCACGUGGUUGUUCUGUGCUUGGUCAGGUUUCCUUUUCUUUUUUCUUCUUUUUGGGUGAAUGUGUUUAAACUGUUGCAAAUAUGUACAAAAUAGGCAGAUAUCUUAUGUUUUAUACCUUUUUUUUUUUCCUUUUAUACUUGCAUUGAUUUAAAAUGAAUCGUACUUUUACACUAGAAAACAGGUCGCACUUUGACCUCAGCAGUUUUGCACUGUACUCGCGAUAAUCAUCAUUGUCGGUCUUGCCGAGUAACAGAGGUAACAGAUAUGUUUGCUUUGUCUUCCGUGUAAAAAAA
Molecule: messenger RNA, 3419 nt
Organism: Thalassophryne amazonica
Lineage: Eukaryota; Metazoa; Chordata; Actinopteri; Batrachoidiformes; Batrachoididae
Gene: cog3
Product: component of oligomeric golgi complex 3
Exons: 23
Coding region: 40-2511 (823 amino acids)
Biological process (GO): intra-Golgi vesicle-mediated transport; Golgi organization; intracellular protein transport
Cellular component (GO): membrane; cis-Golgi network; COG complex
Source: RefSeq, a predicted model, not a curated record